AUGGCUGCUCUUCAGACACAAGCUGGCUUCCUUCAUAAAUUCACAAUUUCUUUGAACAGCUGUACCUCCUUUGACCUCUCCCUGCUAUCUUUCCUUCAAUGGACAUCGCUACAAAUGAUGAGUCUAACAAGCUCACUAUCUCUGGCCCAGCUAAUAAUUGUUUUAGGAGGGGAAAUUAGACACAUGAAGAGGAUGAAGGUGGAGAGUGCAAAAUCUGUUGCAGUUGAUAGGACGGACUUUGUUGAUGACCUUGAAAGCAUCCCUCUCUGCAUUGGAGAGGAGUCAGACAAUUCCUUCGAUUUCUCUAUACUGGUAUCACUGAUGUGUGAUGGUGAUGAUGGAGAAUUCACUGGCAUAUUGCACAAUGCAAUGCUAAUGAAGGUGCUCCGUUUCACUGACUUGGAAGAUGUCAGAGACUGCAGAGGUCCAAAAGCUGGGGAGUUGAGUGGUAUAUUCAAUGUACUAACUAUGCUAAGGAAUGUGAAGUGCUACACCCACACACACCCUAACACACUCAAUAAUUGCAGUUCGAAGGGUUUUACUGGUGCUAACACGGAUUCUGGACUGUCACUAAAUACUAUUCCAGGUAUUACUAAGCUACUUGCUGACACAGCCAGGCAGACUAGGAAGGCUACCGGGGUAGAUGCCCAGCAGGCAUAUCAGUUAAUACGUCAAGGAUACAUAUACUGA
Messenger RNA from Desarmillaria tabescens, 690 nucleotides. RefSeq lists its product as uncharacterized. The record is from RefSeq and is a predicted model, not a curated record. The transcript has 12 exons. Bases 1 to 690 code for a protein of 229 amino acids. NCBI's taxonomy places the organism in Eukaryota, Fungi, Basidiomycota, Agaricomycetes, Agaricales, Physalacriaceae.